ACGCUUGCCCCAGUAUCUAUCUUAGCUUUGGCGCACCGUUAGCAUCAGAGUGCUAUUUUAGAGGUUCCUUGAUCUGUCAGCAUAGCCCCAAUGAGCCGUUGUCGACUUUUACUUUAUUUGUGGGUGUGCUUUUUUUUUUUUCUAGCAGAAAGAGGGAUUAUUCGCCGGUGGGCUUGACGUAUUCGAAAUCAGCUUUCAUAGAUGCUGUGAAAGUGGCAGUGAGCAUAUUACACCACUAGAGGGCAGUUGUUCCAAACCAGAGCAUUCUCCACUCCACAAAUGCUCGUCUGCCUUUUAGCAUGCACCUGCCUGUUCCGUGUCUUGGCUGGAAUGCUGCUUGUGUAGUUGAUUCAUCUGUCCUGGUGAAUCUUACUCCUCAGUGGAGAAGAGACAAUAAAACCAUGGGGAAAGUCAAGUAGAGCAGAGAGAAGUACAGUGGAGAAGGAGGGAGAGGAAAUAUGAGCAGGAGAGUUGGCAUUUUAACAGAGCAAUUGGAGGAGACGAGUGCAAGCCCUGCUAAAUCUUGUGCCGCUGCUAGAAGUGGAAACAGCGCACACAUUUCCUUUUUCGCUCUUUGAAUUCUUAUACGAUUUCUAACACACACAUGUAUGCAUGCACGCACACACACACAUAUACAUACACAUACGUACGCAUGCAUAUACACACACACAUUGGUUGGGGUCUUCCCAUGCAACUUGAGACUGGCCUCCACCACACCUAGCUUCCUGAUAUAUUUAUGGGGCAGCAAGAAACUGGAGAAAAAGGCUGAGGAAGUCUAGUCAUAAUAGUGGAGGCAAGGAGGUAGGACGGGGGGACAAGGCAGAAAGGCGUUUUCAGGAGGUGAUGAGAUGGCUGGCUGUGGCCAUGAGCUGGGGAGAGUCAUGAUGGAACAGUGUUUUCCCAUCAGCAGCACCCAGGCAGGGUUGCUUUUGAGAGAAACUGUCUCUGCGGGCAAAAUUUGCUUUAUGAAGCAGAUUUAAGCAGUCACCUUGCUCAGGUCGAUUCUCCAUUGCCUGUCUCUUUGGACUCAUCACCACUAUGCGUCAUGCCUCAGUCUCAGAUCCUGCCUGGAAAAUGUCAGAUGAAUUUUUGUUGGCAUAUGUGCUACCUGAACAGUCCCCUGCCAGAACCUUUGCUGUGAGCAAUCCAAAAGCUGGCCAACCUCCUCAAGGCUGGCCAGGCCCCAACCCUCGGAGUAACCUAAGUGCUCCACCCGCUAUGCUACCUGGACUCUCCCCAAGUGCAGCACCCUCCACUUUGCCUUUUGGACCAGCACCAGCAGGAAUUUAUCCCUCCAUCCCUCUGGCUGGACCAGCACCAGGAUCCCCAGCACCCUUUCUUCCUUCUGAACUGUCAUGUCCUCAACCUAGUGGUCCUUAUCCAGCCCCUGUUGUACGAGGCCCUGGUCCCAUAGGGCCCUAUGCUACACCGAAUAUGCCCCUUCCAGAACUACCUAGGUCAUAUGGUGCACCCACAGAUCCAACUGCAGCUGCUACUUUAGGUAGAAGGGGAUCCAUAUCUUCUGGACCUUGGGCACCACGAAUUGGGGGGCAUCAUCCCAAUGUGCCAUAUCGAUCCCCAGGGCCACAUCCCACUGCUCCCCCUCCAGUGUCAGGAGCACCGCGUGUUCCAUGGGGCACUGUGCCACCAGGAACUUGGGGACCACCAGUACCAUAUCCUGCCCCCGAAGGAUCAUAUCCCAUUCCAGGACCUCAUCCUACUCCGAAUAAUCCUUACCAAGUAACUUCAGGACCUUCUGGUACUCCACCAAUACCUGGUGACCCCCAUAAAGUGGAUGAAGUCCCAGGGGGCUCCCAUCCUGAUACAUCCAACCAGGAGAGCACCCCAGAGACCACUGGACAAGUGAAGCAACUGAAGGUAGAUGACAAACCCAUCAAGAGGAGACGUUCCAAAAAGAAGAGUAAACCGGUAACUUGGGGAGACAUCAAGACGUUAACUCAUGAAGCUGAGACCUUGGGGAAACAACAAGGACACAAUACUGCUGACCCCAAAAUGAUGCUGUUAUGUUUAAUGACUAUACUACAUGUUAAUUCUCAGCGUGGGAAUGCAGAAUCCAAAUGACUUUUGUCAGUGGGAAUAAAUGGGACACCUGUAAUAAACAGUAUAAUGUUGUGUCGGAAAAAAAAAAAAAACCCCAUCACCAUCAAUCAAUUUUUUUGUUCUGGGCUUUGUCCAACUUUGUGGGCUUGGUUGUUAGUGGAGUACCUUCAAGGAACGCUAGGUCCUCAAGUUUCUCCAAUAUACCAGUCAGUGGCAAGCUGUGGCCUUCUGUAGAUGCAGACGACACAGCGGUCACAGGUGAAGGCUUCUCAGUAGCCCUAGUUCUUCACUAGGAUCUGCCCCCAUCCUUCCAGAUCAGUGACUGGGGCCGCAGCACUUCCUGGGUUUGUGGUGAAGACCAGGCUUAAACCACUGAGCACUGUGACAUACCGUGAGGGAAGUUUUCCCUGAAGCUUGGCACCUGCCUUUUUGGGGGUGUGUGGGUUCAGCCUCUCUGAGACCCCUCACCCUGGACCUCCCAGUUGAACAUUUCCUCUACCCUCACCAAGUUUCCUUAGUUGGGGUAACAGGCUUUAGACAGGCUCCCCUUUUCAGAUGCCACAUGCACCUUCUGGGUGGCAUGUGCUGCUACAGGUGUUCAUUUACAUGACCUUGUUAGAAGAAAAAUACAGGACAUGGCAGGAAUCGUGUAAGACAGAAACAGUGAAAGAGAUUCACCACAAGGUGGUGCUCUUGUGUCUCAUUUUAAGGGGAUUUUUUUUCAAGUUAACAUUUUUUUUUUAAAUGAAUUUGUCUGCAAAAUGAACGGGAGGAGGCCUGAAGUGAGAUACAGUACUGCUGGGAUUCCUUGGGACUUUCGGUUGUCUUCCUCUGCCUCCUCCUUACCCAAGCCAUUUUCCCUCUUUAACAUCCAUUGAGUCAUUUGGCUGUCCCCUGCAAGAAAAAAGGAAACAAGAUGCUCACUGCUCAUUGGAUUUGUUGGAUGCUGCGACUUUCUGCUGAGCUGGGGAAAGGGCACACAGUUCUGCACUGGGAAUUGAACUGGGGACCCUGAGCACUGAGCUACACGGCCAGUCCCCACUGCUGUGGCCUCUAAGGAAAUGCUGAAAUAUUCUGUCUGGGUUCCAUUUGUUAAUAGGAAUCUGGUUUCCUCUAGAGUUCCUAGAUAGCAAUGUACUAUUAGUGAGUUUUCCAAAAGACUUUGUAACAAAAGGUUUAGAAGUUUUCUUUCACUUUGGUGCUAGAGAAUCUGCCUGUUAAAUUAAGAGGAAAAGCUAUGGGGGGGGGGGCGGGGCUGGGCAGCUCACAAUGCCCAGGGUUGUAACUCCAGCUCUAGGAGAUCCAAUGCCUCUGACUUCCAUGGUCAUCAGGACCCAUGUACAUAUUCACACAUAGAGACUUGCACGUACACACAUGACUAUAAAUAAUAAACAUUAAGAAAAGAAGCUAGGGGCUGGAGAGAUGGCUCAGAGGUUAAGAGCAUUGGCUGCUCUUCCAGGGGUCCUGAGUUCAAUUCCCAGCAACCACAUGGUGACUCACAUGGGAUCUGAUUCCCUCUUCUGGUGUGCACACAAAUCUAGCACUCAUAUGCAUAAAAUAAAUAAGUCUUAAAAAAAGAAAAGCUAUUGGUUAGGGCUGCAGUUCAUUUACUGGAGUGCUUGUUUAGCAUGCAUGAGGCUCUUAGUUUGAUCUCUACAUCACAUAAACUGAACAUGAUGUUGCAAUCUGUAAUCCCAGUACUCACGUAGAAACAGGAGAAUCAGGAGUUCAAAGCUAUCCUCAAUGCAUAGUGAGUUACACACCCUUGGGUUACACACCAGAUUGUGUCUCAAACAAAGCAGAUUUACCAAAUUUCAGGAGUAAUGGAUAUAACUGAUAGAAUUAUAGGUGUGGUUGAGGGUCUUUUGAGCACCUCCAUAGUUCUCAGGGCAGAGUUGCAGGUGCAGGACUGGAUCCUUCACUAUGACCAAAACUGGGAAUGAGUCCUGAGGUCCUGGGACAUCUUGCAGCCUGAGGUAGCACUAGAUGACCAAUUCCAGGGCGAGGCCACAAUGGGCAAGCACUAUCUAGAUUAUAGCACCUAACAGAGACACUGAAGGAACAUGAAGGAAGAUCCAAAGCAAGGGCAUCUUCCUUUUGGGUGGAGAGGUGGGGAACCUCUGCUCUCACCUGCAGGGUUGGAUUGUGCCCCGGGUCUCCCUCCCCUAGCCCAGGCACCUGGUGCUUUGGGUUCCUGGAUUUUCUCCAUGCUCCUGGCCUCUAGGAGGCCCUGCUGGUGGAAACAGGCUUCGGUGGUCUGAGGCUGUGUUUCCAGGCCUACUUCAAAGGGGGCAUUGGGGUAUAGACAAGGAGAAUAUGUCAGCUGUUGGUUCAGAACGAGUACCAGUCUUUUAGGACAUGUAGCUCAGUGUUGUCAAAGACUUGGGCUAGAUGGUGCUUGGAGCAACUAGGAGCAAAGUCUUUGCCCAGAUCCUACACCCCUAGUCUCAUACAGCCUACUUGCCAUGUGUAACUCCAUCAUUUUCUCAGGAAAUGGUUUCUUUUGAGGCAACUUUGUAUGAGGGAGUCUUGAGGGACCUGAACACACCAGGGACUAUGGAGACCUUAGCCUCUCCAAGACUGGCCAGUGGCCCUGGCUGCUUGGAAAAGUCACAGAAACUCUGUUUGUCAGGGCAACAGGGCCAGUGUGGGUUAGUUUCACACAUUCUUGAGUGAGAAUGAAUGCCCUGUUCUUAAGCCCAGAACCAAAAAGCCCCAGGCCACCUUUUCUUAUGGUCCUUUAGCACCUGGUCACUCUGAGUGGGCUUCCUACUCUUGGUUGUAGACUGAUUUGUUUAGAUUUCUUUCCAGCAUGCUUCUGGGGACCCUCUACACCUACAGGCAGGCUAACUGUCCCCUAGUGUGUCCUCAUUCUACUGCCCAGCAGUGAAACUGAAGUCCCCAUGUCUCCCCAGGCCUACAAAUGUCACAGAACUUAGGAAAAGACCGUUUGGGAAUCUUGGGCCAGACGCUGUCCUGGGCACUGGGCCAGGUUACCUGAGUUACCCCUGGUUAGAUGUGGUUGGUGAACAGUUGAAAAGCCUGUAGUGUUCAUGGUGUGGGCACACAAGGCCCUCUCCUCCCUGGGUGCUUUACAGUCUGAGCAGCCUUCCUGUGACAGAAACUAUUUUAAGGAACAUAAGGCUGUAACUCAUUAAAUUCCACUAACCCUCUCGA
Mesocricetus auratus (golden hamster) is the source of this 5238-nucleotide messenger RNA. RefSeq names its product MAPK-interacting and spindle-stabilizing protein-like. The record is from RefSeq and is a predicted model, not a curated record. The transcript has 2 exons. NCBI's taxonomy places the organism in Eukaryota, Metazoa, Chordata, Mammalia, Rodentia, Cricetidae. The coding region runs from base 1039 to 2082 and encodes 347 amino acids.